Messenger RNA from Cheilinus undulatus (humphead wrasse), 1205 nucleotides. Its product is annotated as peroxiredoxin-like 2A. The transcript has 5 exons. Lineage: Eukaryota; Metazoa; Chordata; Actinopteri; Labriformes; Labridae. The record is from RefSeq and is a predicted model, not a curated record.
GAGAAGGCGGAGGAAUAUUUGCACAAUGAUCGUUUUUGUCCUGUAAAUCGUCAGUAUUUGCGGUUUUCACGCUGCAGACGGUGGCUGCGUCACUGAUCAGACACAGCUGUAAUCAAGUGCUCUGAUAAGUAUCUCUGUUUUUUUAAAAACAGCUGGGAGGAGGAUCUAUUUUAGCUGGCGUUUAAAUGUGCUGUUAGCCUAACUGUAGCCCCAGAGGAGCUGCUGUUAUUGGAGUAUGGAGAUGUACUAACACUAAAAACGGACAUAGGGGAGAAAUGGCGAUGGCAUUCAUCGCUAACGCCGUCACGACUGUCGUAGGAAUGGUAACCGAUGUGACGAACUAUUUCACUGACAUGUUUCUGACUCCUCCGCUGAAAGCAACUCUGAAAUAUUUGGAGGAGUCUGAGCUCAAAACUCUGCAAGCAGACCCAAGAACGGUGAAAGCAAAAUCUCUGUGGCAGAGCUCUGGGGCUGUCAUCAUGGCAGUGAGGAGACCCGGAUGAUUUUUGUGCAGAGAGGAGGCUGCAGAGCUGUCCUCUCUCAAACCCCAGCUGGAUGAGCUUGGGGUCCCUCUGUACGCUGUCGUGAAGGAGGACGUUGGCACCGAGAUCCAAAACUUCAGACCGUACUUCAAGGGGGAGAUAUUUUUGGAUGAACAGAAGAGGUUUUAUGGACCCCGUGAGAGAAGGUUGGGUCUGCUGGGGUUUGUGCGUGUCGGCACGUGGUUGAACAGCUUUAGGGCCAUCAGGAACGGCUUCUUUGGAAACAUUUUUGGAGAGGGUUUCGUACUCGGUGGGGUCUUUGUCAUUGGUCGGGGACAGCAGGGAAUACUUCUGGAGCACAGAGAGAUUGAAUUUGGAGACAAAGUCGACCCUGACCAUGUUCUCUGGGCUGCAAGAAGAAUAACAUAAGAGUUAAAGGUCUGUGGAGAACAGAUGAUGAAUCUAAAGUCAAAAGAAAGUAAUUGAAAGUUGUUAAUAAGCUUUCAGGUUUGUUGGUGUUCUUUCUCAGGAUGCAUUUAGCAGCAUGACUUUGCAGUAAAAGGAUGUGAGUGUGUUUAUGAUGGUUUGUCUUUAAACUCAAAAGAGGAAGCAAGCCUGAUGUCUAACACUGUUUCCUGUUAUUAAUCUGUGAUGCUGUGGUUUUGUUAUUUUGAGAGCCAAGACACUUUGACCUUUGACAAAUAAAGCCUUUUUUGUGCUCAA